Ctenocephalides felis (cat flea) is the source of this 2499-nucleotide messenger RNA. RefSeq lists its product as uncharacterized. Bases 284 to 2404 code for a protein of 706 amino acids. NCBI's taxonomy places the organism in Eukaryota, Metazoa, Arthropoda, Insecta, Siphonaptera, Pulicidae. Gene Ontology annotation, cellular component: cytosol. Gene Ontology annotation, biological process: cell migration; regulation of cell shape; cortical actin cytoskeleton organization. Gene Ontology annotation, molecular function: small GTPase binding; actin filament binding. The record is from RefSeq and is a predicted model, not a curated record. The transcript has 11 exons.
CUUAUUUGUAUUCAAUCCGUGCCGGUGCACGGCCGUGCAUUCUGAUGUGUUGAAUAUUUCUGUUUUUGAUUUCAAUGUAAACAAUAUUGUUUGUGCUGUUGUGAUUUUAGUGAUAGACAAUGGUUUGUUGAAGAUAGAAGGAUUUUUGUAAAAUUAAAGUGAAAAAAUUUGUGGUACGUUAUGUGAUGGCAUAAAACACUGGGAUAGAAAUAUAUAUCUAGGAGGUUGUUUGCAGGAUAAUUAAUUCCACCCCUAAUAAAUUGAAUACAGAAAAUAAUAAACUAUGGCUCCUAGUAGCAAUAAUAGCCCAAAGCAGGGGCUGCGUUCUUCUUGUAGUCUUCGUUCAAAUCCAAGUGAUGCUUGGCCACCAGAUGAAGCUGUUCCCAAGGACCAUCAAAGACCACCAGUAUUUAAUCCAGAAGAUUAUGCAGUAUCCUUAAGAACUUGGGGAAAACGUCCUUCGACAACCAUUUCUCCAUUGUAUGUUCUAAGUUGUCCUUCUACACCAGAAGCACAAAGACAGGAGGAUACUAUCAGAUCUCAAACCUUGCCAAUUAAACAGAAGGACUAUAAAAGUCCUAUAACUGCACCUCCACCAGCCGAAUCUGAAAUGAAACUUCGACAGUUCGGAAGUGUUUCUGAAUUAUUGUCAAGAUUGCGAUGUGAUUUGCGAGAAUCGUAUUUAAGUUUUGUACAAGAAUUUGUCAGUGCUCCUAUGGAAGGUGUCUCAUUAUUAUUAGAAGUUUUGCGAGCGGUUCAGUUGAGCCACAGCGGCGGCAACAAACAGGCGAAAUCGCCUCAGCAGUACCGCGUCACUCCGGCCAUGCAGAGAAGGGCACUCCUCGACGAACUAACCUGCCUGCAAUGCCUACAACUCUGCUGCAGCAGGAGCUCAGAUGCAGCUAACAGACUUAGUGUUGCACAAGGCGGUUUGCUGCCAUUAGCCGCAUCGGCGACAGGACCCGCCGUGCGGGCCCGUCUGCUCGGCCUGCGCCUGCUGGCGUCCGCCUGCAGCGCCGAGGCGCGAGGUCAUCGGGCAGUAGACGAAGCUCUCAGUACAUUAAGGUUGCAAUGCGGAGAACCAGUACGUUUCCGAUUAUUAGCUGGGAUGCUACAAAGUGGAGGUGGAAGCGGAGAAUUGCAGACAGCUGGCAUGGAGUUCAUAAACUCUUUUAUCGAAACGACAGGCAGUAUUCAACAAAGAUUAUAUUUGCAAUCAGAGCUUCAUCAAGCUGGGCUGGAACCUCAGUUAUUGCUUAAGAAUUGUACAAGUGGUCCCUGGUUAGAGCGUCUUCAGCAGGCAGUAAAACGCUGGGAGCGUGGCUAUAUCGACGUGGUGAGGCUGCAGGAGAGGGCUCUGACCAGCGAGCGCGAAGGUGCAGGACUCCGGGGUAGAGUUAGCGCCCUGGAGAGACGUAUCAAAGCGCUACAGUCUGAAAAGGAGGACCUGCAAAGAUUGUGUGCUCAAUUACAAAUGAAUAAUGGUUCUUCAGUCCAAGAUUUGACAAAAUCAGUUUUAAAUAUCACAACAUCACCGAUUAAGAGACGUCAACUAUCAAAUCACGAGGAUGAAGGUAUAAGCAGUUCAGAGGCCGAAAGAUCUUUGUCACCUGAUGAUAACACAGGUAUUAUAAGAGUGCAGACUCCAAACAACAAAUGCCACAUCAAUGUAACUGAUGAAGAAGAAGCCACCAUCGAAGAUGUAAUCGAGGAACUACACAAUAUUGUCAGUGAUGCCGAAAGAAAUCCAAGUUGGGGUACGAAACAAAUACCGAAUAAAAGACCUUCAAAUGGCGUUCACUUGGAAAAGACAAGUCCAUCUUUCAGCAGGGUAACUAUAUCCUACACCAGCGAAUCUCCUCCAGAACUACCUCCCAAAGAAAAGAAAAGUCUAUCCAACCAACUAUCCAAUGAGGAAAUUCCUGAAGCAGCCAUCGUCCCUGCCUGCAUUCUGCCCAAUCCACCAAGAAAAACCAGACAUGACAAAUUCAGGAGCAGGCAUUCCAGCGAACUGUUUUUUGAUGCCGAUGCCAUAAUGGACGACAUGAGUGAUGGAACUUCUGAUUCUUUACUCAGUGCUUCCAGAUGCAUUCCAAUCCAGGAAUUUUAUAAGGAAAAUAGAUCUUAUAAUAGCGAUUGUAACAGGGAACGAAAUAGGGAGACCAGGAGACGUAGUAAGAGCGUUGAUAGUAUUGUUCUGGAUGGUGUGGAUGGUAUAGUUGAUAUAGUUCUGACUUCUAAUGAAACUUCAGGAAGUCGCCCAAUGUUUUUAGAUAGUAAUAGACGUCGACCUGGUGGAUUUAUGUUUAAACGACAGGUUAUGAAUGCAGGUAUGUAUUCAGAUACUGCCAUCAAUCAUGAUCCGCCAUCCAAAAUUAUGGAUCACCCGUCAGGAUUAUAUUAAUUACAUAGAGUAGAUCAGAUGUACUGUAAGCAAUAGAUUGAGAGUUUCAUAUAUAUUGAGGAAACUGUUAGUUCUGUAUAGUUUUAUAUAUAUAU